Molecule: messenger RNA, 3744 nt
Organism: Stomoxys calcitrans (stable fly)
Lineage: Eukaryota; Metazoa; Arthropoda; Insecta; Diptera; Muscidae
Product: unconventional myosin-VIIa-like
Exons: 5
Coding region: 331-3351 (1006 amino acids)
Biological process (GO): actin filament organization; sensory organ development; vesicle transport along actin filament
Cellular component (GO): myosin complex; microvillus; vesicle
Molecular function (GO): actin filament binding; ATP binding; microfilament motor activity
Source: RefSeq, a predicted model, not a curated record
GUUGAAAAGACGGCCAACGGUUCGAACGUUUGCGUGCUGAUACGACCAUAAACACCAACCUUGCGUAGAAAAGGGCCCGGACCUUAUUGAUAAGAAAAAAUUUAACGUAUAAACAAAAAAAAAUUAAACAAAUAAAUAAAUUGAAACGGUGACUAAUAUAGCACACAAAGAGAUAAAAAACAGAUUCUCUAAAUUGUUUUAAAAAAAUAUUUCCAAUAUAUACAGUUUUUCUGGAUCUUCUUGUGUAAAGUUGUGAAUCCCUUGAAAAACGUUAUGCAGAAAUAGGAGAAAAAAAUCAAACAGAUUAUCGAAAGAACAAAGAAAUCCAUCAUGUCAAAUUUUAAAAGUGAUCAUGCUGAAUACAUGUGGGUUAAUCCACAACAAAGCACAAAUAGAGAAUUUGCCGUUCCAAUUGGUGCACGUAUAGUUCGUACGGACAAAACGCGUACAUUGGUGUCCGACGACAAUGGAAAGCAGUUUUGGGUUCCCAAUGCCGACAUUGUUAAGCCCAUGCAUGUGACAUCACAGACUGAUGUUGAGGAUAUGAUAACGCUGGGAGAGUUACAGGAAUAUACCAUCCUUCGAAAUCUAGAGAUACGUUAUAAGCAGAAGAAAAUCUAUACAUACACCGGUACCAUGUUGAUAGCCAUUAAUCCCUACCAAGUUCUGCCCAUCUACACUAACAAAGAAAUCCAAAACUAUCGUGGCAAGAAAAUCAAUGAACUACCCCCUCAUAUAUUCGCUAUUAGUGAUAAUGCUUUCCAGGAAAUGAAACGGGAAAAGGUCAACCAAUGCAUUGUCAUUAGCGGCGAGUCAGGUGCUGGUAAAACGGAAAGUACCAAACUGAUAUUACAGUACUUGGCCGCCAUAAGCGGUAAGCACUCCUGGAUCGAGCAACAAAUCAUUGAGGCCAAUCCCAUCAUGGAAGCCUUUGGAAAUGCCAAAACCGUACGCAAUGAUAACUCCUCGCGUUUUGGCAAGUACAUCGAGAUACGCUUUACCGAGGCUGGCAAUAUACAGAGCGCCAAAAUUGAACAGUACUUAUUGGAGAAAUCACGCAUAGUCUCCCAGAACCAUGACGAAAGGAAUUAUCACAUCUUCUAUAGCAUGCUGGCUGGGCUAAGCCCAGAAGAGCGUAAACAGUUGCAUCUAAUGGACAUAUCUCCUGCCAAAUACCACUAUCUUUCGCAUGGAGGUUGUUUUAAGUUGCAGGGGAAAAACGAUGCCAAAGAAUUUGCCGACAUGCGUUCGGCCAUGCAGGUGCUCUCCUUUAGUCCAGAAGAGCAGUGGCAAAUCUUUAGUCUUUUGGCAGCAAUUAUGCACUUGGGCAACUUGGGUUUCAAUCCCACAGAAAUACGCCACAUGGAAGGAGCCGAAAUUAGUGAUAUGACCAUAGUGUCUAGGGUAUCCACCAUACUUGGAGUAACCAAAGAAGCCCUUUGCGAAACUUUGACCCAUAAGACCAUACUGAUCAAUGGUGAUGAAGUUGUCACCAGCCUAUCGAAAGAUGCAGCUUUGGAGAGUCGCGAUGCGUUUGCCAAAUCUUUGUAUGGCAAUAUAUUUGUGUACAUUAUCAAGCGCAUCAAUGAGACCAUCGACAAGAAUCCAGUGAAGAACAUCAACACUAUUGGUGUACUGGAUAUUUUUGGUUUUGAGAACUUUGAAGAUAACAGCUUUGAACAACUGUGCAUAAACUACGCCAAUGAAAAUUUGCAACAAUUUUUUGUGAAGCACAUAUUUAAGAUGGAACAAUCCGAGUAUCAACAUGAGAACAUCAGCUGGCAACAUAUUGAAUUUCAGGAUAACCAAGAUGUCCUGGACCUAAUAGGCAUGAAGGCCAUCAACAUCAUGUCCCUCAUUGACGAAGAAUCCAAGUUUCCCAAAGGCACGGACUUCACUCUGCUCGAAAAGUUACACACCCAGCACGGCAAUCGUUCCAUUUACAUUAAAGACAAAUCCAGACAGAAUACUCUAUUCGGAAUACGCCAUUAUGCUGGCGUUGUGAUGUAUAAUCCCCAGGGCUUCUUGGAAAAGAAUCGUGAUUCGUUUAGCUUGGAUUUAACCAAGAUGAUAAGCAAAUCAAAGAACAAGUUUCUCAAAGAUAUUUUCCCAGCACCUGUUCCAUACGAUACCAUAAAGAAACAGGUGACACUGUCAGUGAAGUUCCGCAACUCUUUGGAACUGUUGAUGCGUACAUUGUCUGCUGCCCAUCCUUUCUUUAUACGUUGCAUCAAACCCAAUGAUGAUAAACAGCCAAACCAAUUUGAUCGGGAGCUUUGCGUACGCCAGCUACGAUAUUCCGGCAUGAUGGAGACAGCCCGCAUUCGUAGGGCUGGCUAUCCCAUACGUCACACCUAUCAAGAGUUUGUCAAACGUUACCGUGUCUUGAUGAGGGGGUUAACGGGCCCCAUAAAUAAACUCAACUGCCGCCAAGUGACAGAAGAUAUUUGCUACCAAGAGUUGUCCCUGAAAUCUGACCACCAAUUUGGUCUAAGCAAAGUGUUCCUCAAGGACUGUGACGAUGCCUAUUUGGAGGAGGAAAGAUCCCGAGUUGUACUCAAGGCAAUUGUUACCAUACAAAGAGGAGUGCGAUAUAUGAUUUUCAGACGUUUCCUAAAGAAGCAUCGUCAAGCAGCAAUUGUGAUUCAAAAGAGCUGGAGAGCUCGCAAGCCUCGCAGAGAUUUUAAAACAAUGCAAAGGGGCUUCCAUCGUUUGGUUGCUGUGGUUCAAUCACGUCAGCAAACCUACGAAUUUACUCAGCUCAGAAAACGUAUGAGAAACCUUCAAGCCCUUUGUCGAGGCUAUCUAGUCCGUAAGGCAUUCCUUGCAAAACAUGGUGCUCGUUUGGCGAAAUUGAAGGAGUUCCGUGCCUUAAGAAGGAAAGAGGAGAACCAAUAUCGACUAGAGGGUGAACAAAAGUGGAAGCAGCAUGCUGAGGUGAACUACAAAAAACGUCUGCUAGGAGUUGAUCCUUUGGUGCAAAAACCAGUCACGCCAACUACUCCCAACACUCCAAACACUCCCAAAACCCCUAUCACACCAAUCAUUCCAACUUCGCCUUACGCCAAUGGCCAUGUGCUGCCGGGGGAAGAGUUCAACAGCAACAACAAUUUGAUCGAUGUGGAAUCCUCAAAGAGAAUUGUAGACGAUGUCUUUGGCUUCCUCAAUGACGCCGAUGUAAGUGGUCCUGUCAGCUCAAAUGUCAAGGAGAAAUCCCUUAUGUUCGAGAAAGUGUUAAGUAACCCCCGUUUCAUACCCACGAAAUUGUUAUCACGGCCAGUCAACUAUUAUGAGGCGGUAUCGGUACCAAGACCUCCACCUCGCAAAUAUACAAAUCAAACGCGCCUAUAAACGCUCGUAGUUGUUUGCAGUGAAGUAUUUUACCCAUGUACCUUCGAGUGUGGGCCGAAACGGUGGCGACUCUAUGGUCCUGUCACCCUGUUGGUGGUAUUCAAAUAUCAUUUCAUAUGUGCCAGUACUUACACCUUUCCCUCACCCACCACCCCACCCACCCAACCAUCACCUACUCGCUGUAGAUUUUAGAAGCCAUUAACUUUUUGUAAUUGUUAAAUAACAACGCAAUGGUUUAUUUAGUGUUGGUUUGCGCUCCCUUUGUACAAAUAUUUAUUCUUUUUCUUUUUUUCUCUAUUUGUAUUUUCCGUUUUGUUUGCUUGUUUUUAAUCUGCACCAUACUCACAGUAGAAAUUUUGUAAGACAAAUUAUUUUUGUAAAUAAAUUAAAUUU